AUGGUACGAGUUGCGCUCGAUAUAGACGGCUGGGAGUCUCCAGCGGUACUAUACGUAGUGCCAGGCCUUAGCCGAGAUGCAAUACUAGGCCUACCGUGGAUAGAACACCGCGGUGUCGACCUGCACGCAGCCGAACGCCGCCUUACAAUUGGAGCGGCAGGGGGCCAGGUGGUACAAGCAGCAGAUACGCGGCCGCAGCGCGGUAGCUACAACCUCGAGAUCGCAACUGUUUCGUCUGUUAUGGCCGAACCGGAGAGCCAAGCGGUAGUUACCAACUUAAUGGAGAUCUCGGCAGCACUCCGCCAAGUAGCACCGAGCCCCGAGCCCAGCGGGACGGAGGGACACCUGCCCGCCUACCUAAAGGAGUUUGCCGACUUAUUCGAUAAGGCGCAGGCCUCCGGCCUUCCUCCGCACCGGGGACUGAGGGACCACCACAUCAAGCUGCAAACCGGGCCCAACGGGGAACCCCCAGAGCUGCCGUGGGGACCAUUGUACAAUAUGCCACGGGACCAGUUGUUGGAGGUACGACAGCAGAUUACCGAAUUGUUGGACAAAGGGUGGAUACGUACCAGCUCCUCAGCGGCAGCGGCACCGAUCCUCCUAACCAAGAAACCGGGGGGGGGUUGGCGCCUUUGCGUAGAUUACCGCGCACUGAACAAGAUUACGAUACAGGAUAGGUAUCCCCUACCGCUAAUAAAGGAAACGUUGCGCUCCCUGUCAGGAUCCCGCUGGUUUACGAAACUCGACGUACGGGCGGCCUUCCAUAAGAUCCGUAUUGCGCCCGGCAGCGAGCACCUUACGGCAUUCCGCACCCGCUUCGGCUUAUUUGAAUGGCUGGUCUGCCCGUUCGGACUUGCAGGCGCUCCCGCAAUAUUCCAGCGUUACAUCAACGGGGUACUCGGAACUAAUUUAGGUAACUUCGUAACGGCCUUUCUGGACGAUAUCUUAGUGUACACAAGCGGCUCCAAGGCGGACCAUAUUCGGAAGGUAAAAGGGGUACUUCAACGCCUACGUGAAGUAGGUCUAUACUUGGACCUAGACAAGUGCGCCUUUGCAGUUAAGGAAGUCAAGUACCUGGGCUAUAUUGUUCAGGCGGGAGUGGAAAUCCGGACCGACCCAGCAAAGAUAGCCGCUAUCCGCAACUGGGAGGCACCAAGGACCGUCCGAGGGUUCGCGGAAUUAACAGCGCCCCUAUCCCAGCUUACUUGCAAGGGGCAGCCGUUCCGCUGGACUACCGACGAGGACAAUGCGUUCGAAGAACUAAAGCGACUAUUUAUAUCGCACCCGAUCCUGGCACAAUGGGAUGCAGAGAGACCAACGUUCGUAGAGGCAGAUUGUUCCGGUACGGCUUUGGGAGGAUGCCUAUUACAGGUGGACGAGAAAGGCAUCCUGCGCCCGGUCGCAUACCAUUCGGCAAAAUUAACGGCCGCAGAGCGCAAUUAUACAAUCCACGACAAGGAGCUCUUGGCUGUAGUGCGCUGCCUCGAGGCAUGGCAGGCAGACCUGCGAGGGGUGUCCGCACCGUUUACGGUUCUAACCGACCACAAGAACCUGGAAUACUUUACCCGACCGCGGGAAAUCUCGGAGCGCCAGGCACGGUGGGCUGAGAAGCUCUCGCAGUUUAACUUUCAUUUACAGUACAGGCCGGGAUCUUAA
Molecule: messenger RNA, 1656 nt
Organism: Drechmeria coniospora
Lineage: Eukaryota; Fungi; Ascomycota; Sordariomycetes; Hypocreales; Ophiocordycipitaceae
Exons: 2
Coding region: 1-1656 (551 amino acids)
Source: RefSeq, a predicted model, not a curated record